Molecule: messenger RNA, 486 nt
Organism: Dichotomopilus funicola
Lineage: Eukaryota; Fungi; Ascomycota; Sordariomycetes; Sordariales; Chaetomiaceae
Product: ribosomal protein S8-like protein
Exons: 1
Coding region: 1-486 (161 amino acids)
Biological process (GO): translation
Cellular component (GO): mitochondrion; ribosome
Molecular function (GO): structural constituent of ribosome
Source: RefSeq, a predicted model, not a curated record
AUGGGCAUCGCCAGCGUCGCCAAUGCCUGCAUCCACCUCCAAAACGUAACCCGCGCCCGCAUCGGGUUGACCUCAAUCCCCAACACCAAAUACAACCUCCGGCUCACCCUCGCGAUGCACCGGGCGGGCCUAAUCGCAUCCAUCACACGCGGCGGGCCAACACCACCGCCGCCCGAAGCCAUGCUUGCGACCGAGACCGAGCCCCUGACGACCGCCAACGUUGCCCAAGCCCGCCUCUGGAUCGGGCUCAAAUACUGGGAAAAUAAGCCCGUGAUCAGCAAAAUCCAACCCAUCAGCAAGCCGAGCCGGGCUGUCACGGCUACAUUACCACAGCUAUCCAAGGUUGCGCGUGGGUACGGGGUUGGCCCGCUCAAGGGGCUCAGGCUGGGCGAAACACUGUUCAUAAGCACGGAUCGUGGUGUGUUGGAAAUCCGUGAGGCGAUAGAAAAGAGGGUGGGCGGGCUGGUGCUCUGCCGGGCUUCAUGA